Zalophus californianus (California sea lion) is the source of this 2270-nucleotide messenger RNA. Its product is annotated as guanine nucleotide-binding protein-like 3-like protein. The transcript is spliced from 17 exons. Gene Ontology annotation, biological process: maturation of SSU-rRNA from tricistronic rRNA transcript (SSU-rRNA, 5.8S rRNA, LSU-rRNA). Lineage: Eukaryota; Metazoa; Chordata; Mammalia; Carnivora; Otariidae. The record is from RefSeq and is a predicted model, not a curated record. Bases 13 to 2007 code for a protein of 664 amino acids. Gene Ontology annotation, molecular function: GTP binding. Gene Ontology annotation, cellular component: nucleolus; nucleus.
GUCGGAGGCCGGAUGAUGGCAGGAGCUGGGGAAGAUUCGCGGGCGCUCUUCGGGGCUGGCGUCCGCGCGGCGCUGGAAGCCUGGCCGGCCUUGCAGGCUGGCUUCCAGGCUGACGUGGUGGGCUCGGGCCUAUGUUCGCAGAUCGCUGUGGAGAAUGGUUUCGGGGGCGUGCACAGCCAGGAGAAGGCCGAGUGGCUGGGGGGUGCAGUAGAGGAGUACUUUUUCCGCAAUGGAAGAAAGACUGCAGAUUUGAACCUACCUGCUUUCAAGCUAGUCAUCAUGAUGAAACACAGACACAAAAAUAAAAAACCAGGUAAAGGUUCCAAAGGCUGCAAGAAGCCUGCAAAGCAGAAUGGAAAGAAAGCAGCUUCCAAAGUGGCUUCUGCUCCCCAGUUUGUUCACUCCAAUGAUCAUGCCAGUCGGGAGGCUGAAUUAAAGAAGAAGAGGGUUGAGGAGAUGAGGGAGAAGCAGCAGGCUGCCCGGGAGCAAGAGAGACACAGGCGCAGGACUAUCGAGAGCUACUGUCAGGAUGUGCUGCAAUGCCAGGAGGAAUUUGAGCAUAAGGAGGAAGUUCUGCAGGAAUUAAAUAUGUUUCCUCAGUUGGAUGAUGAGGCAACAAGGAAGGCUUAUUACAAGGAGUUCCGUAAGGUGGUGGAAUACUCUGAUGUGAUUUUGGAAGUCCUGGAUGCCAGGGACCCAUUGGGCUGCCGCUGCUUCCAAAUGGAGGAGGCUGUCCUGCAGGCAGAAGGCAACAAGAAGCUCGUCCUGGUCUUGAACAAGAUUGACCUGGUCCCCAAAGAGGUUGUGGAGAAGUGGCUGGAUUACCUUCGGAAUGAGCUGCCGACCGUGGCUUUCAAGGCCAGCACACAGCAUCAGGUCAAAAACCUGAAUCGUUGCACUGUACCAGUGGAUCAGGCCUCCGAGUCACUGCUGAAAAGCAAAGCCUGCUUUGGAGCUGAAAACCUCAUGAGGGUUUUGGGGAACUAUUGCCGCCUUGGCGAAGUGCGCACUCAUAUCCGUGUGGGUGUUGUGGGUCUUCCUAAUGUUGGGAAGAGCAGCCUGAUCAAUAGCCUGAAGCGCAGCCGUGCAUGCAGUGUGGGAGCCGUUCCUGGUGUCACCAAGUUCAUGCAGGAGGUCUAUCUGGACAAGUUCAUCAGGCUGCUGGAUGCCCCAGGCAUUGUCCCAGGACCGAACUCAGAGGUGGGCACCAUCCUGCGCAACUGCAUCCACGUGCAGAAGUUGGCAGACCCCGUGACCCCGGUAGAGACCAUCCUGCAACGCUGUAACCUGGAGGAGAUUUCCAACUAUUAUGGCAUCUCUGGGUUCCAGACCACUGAGCACUUUCUGACUGCGGUGGCUCACCGCUUGGGGAAGAAGAAGAAAGGAGGCAUAUACAGUCAGGAGCAGGCAGCCAAAGCUGUUCUGGCUGACUGGGUGAGUGGGAAGAUCAGCUUCUAUACACUCCCACCUGCCACCCACACUCUGCCUGCCCAUCUCAGUGCUGAGAUCAUUAAGGAGAUGACCGAAGUCUUUGAUAUUGAGGAUACCGAGCAGGCCAAUGAAGACACCAUGGAAUGCUUGGCUACCGGAGAAGCAGAUGAACUGUUGGGUGACAUGGACCCGCUCGAAAUGGAGAUCAAGUGGCUCCAUUCUCCGAUGAUGAAAAUAGCAGAUGCCAUGGAAAAUAAAACCACUGUGUACAAGAUUGGAGAUCUCACUGGGUAUUGCACCAAUCCGAACCGACAUCAGAUGGGGUGGGCUAAACGCAACGUGGACCACCGCCCCAGGAACAACAGCAUGGUGGACGUCUGCCCUGUGGACCGCCGCCCAGUGCUGCAGAGGAUCAUGGAGACCGACCCCCUGCAGCAGGGCCAGGCUCUUGCAUCUGCCCUGAAGAAUAAGAAGAAGAUGCAGAAGCGUACUGAUAAACUCGCCAGCAAGUUGUCUGAUUCCAUGAUGUCUGUCCUCGACCUCUCUGGCAACGCUGAUGACAGUGCUGGUGACUGAUCGACUAAUCUCACCUUCUCCCCCCUGCCCCCCGUCCCUCCAAGCACCAGUUCCAGUGGGAUGGGGGAAUACAGAUGAAAUGGUGUGCUUCUCCCUGAAGUACCAGCAUAUUAAAAGAACUCUUCACCCACCGUGCCCCUUUUCACUCUCCCCUCCAUUUUUCCAAAAAAAAAGAGUCCCAAGUUGCUGGAACUAGCAAACCCCAUACCCUUUAUUUAACCCCAACUCUGUUUUACAAGAGAAGUAAAAUUACUGUCAGAUCC